Messenger RNA from Colletotrichum godetiae, 2568 nucleotides. RefSeq lists its product as uncharacterized. The record is from RefSeq and is a predicted model, not a curated record. The transcript has a single exon. NCBI's taxonomy places the organism in Eukaryota, Fungi, Ascomycota, Sordariomycetes, Glomerellales, Glomerellaceae. The annotation marks the transcript as partial.
AUGCCCAUCUUCCAGGACGAUCUCGAACAUCACCACCAUCGCCGUCCGUCCGUAGCCGAGACCACCACGGCCGCGGCGCCAGAAACACCACAUCCACCCAUACCCCAACACCGACCGUCGCCGAUGAGAAGACUCUCCGAAGAGAGCAUACGAACCGAGCUAUGCGAAGGCCCCAUUGUCGAAAGCCCGACGAGGCCGUCAACACCCGAGACCGACACCGACGCCGACGCCGCCACCGCCGCCGUCACCUCUGACAGGGCCGAGCUGAUUGAGCGGCUGAAGCGCGGGGAGAGUCCGACGUGGAUUCCGAACCGUCGCGUAGCAUCCCCCAGGAACGAUCUUGUGGCUCACAACAUUACCAAGCUCGAGUCGCUCUUCAACAACCUGCCCCGCCCGAGCACGCCGCAGAGCCCCCGGCCGCCCUCGAGCUCGUCUAGUCUCCUACCGCCCGCGAGCAUCACCCCGGACAGAGCAGCCGCCGACGGCUCGCGAGAGGAGGAUGAGCGGUUGCGCGAGGGGUUGAGCAUACAGAGGCCGCGGUCUGCUCUGCACAGCGGCGAUUUCACAGAGGACCAUCAGCCGAGGCCGCGGUCGCAGCACGAAAAGCAACAGACGGCGCAAGAGCAGGAGACGCACGGCGCAACCAACAAGUUCUUGGCUUCGCGCAAUUCAUGGCUCGCAACGUCACCACCGCGGGACUUUUCCCCGUUUCAGUUCGAGACGAGGUUGCCGUUUCCGGCGACGAAUGACGACUACCGAUCCGUCCCGUCCUCCUUGUCCUCCUCCUUCUCAUCCAGCUUCGUGUACAAGCCGCCGACGAGCCCGCUGGUCCAGUCCGAGAGCAACGACCAAAUCGACCUGUCUGCGCCGCUAAACAGCAUCGCAAUUACCCCGGGAUCCCCAAGCUUCGUGGGCCCCUCGCGCCGACACACCCUGAACUCGGUCACAUCGUCUCCCUUUGCGUUCCCCUCGCCUGGCCAUGCUGCGAUUCACAGACAGUCCUCGCACCGCGGCUCAGCGGCAUUGCCGUACCAGGCACACCAGCCGCGGCGCUCCCUCACGUCGAUCCCGCAGGUGCCGCUCCCUGGGGGCUCCUCGCCGCAGACGCCAGCGGCGUUUCUGAGACCCAGGCGGCCGUCGUUCAACUCGGACACGUCCCCCUUGCAGCACGCUUCCAUGGUCGGGUCGUACGAGGAGAGCAUCCUCCGCGGCCGCAUGUCCACGACGCCGUCGAAGCCGCUCGACUUUCUCGCGCAAAUUGGCGUGCUGGGGCUGGGCAAAUGUAAGUCUAGUCUGAGGUGCCCCGCCCAUGUGACCCUGCCGUUCCCCGCCGUGUUCUACAGCUACGGGGGAGCUUCACAAGGGCGUGUGCGGUCAGAAGACGGGCCGAGUCCGUACGUCGGCCAGAUUGACCUGGAAAACGGUCUACCCAACCCCGAAGAAGGGCAGCGGUCCAAGAGAAAGAUGCAGAGCAGGUACGUCGAGAAACGAAUCGCGGAAGACGACGUUCUCAUGGCGGACGGGCCCGCGCUGGCGGCGGACGGGUCCUCGGAUCGUGAGGCGCGCCGAGCCGCGCAGCGGGCCAGACGGAGAUCGGCAUCCCCGAGAGCGCCGCCUGGCGGGAGCUAUCGCAUCCCCGAAAAGGGCCAGAUCCAAAUCAUCAUCAAGAACCCCAACAAGACGGCGGUGAAGCUGUUUCUGGUGCCCUACGACCUCGCCGGCAUGGAACCCGGGACCAAGACGUUUAUCCGGCAGCGAAGCUACUCGGCGGGUCCCAUCAUGGAGACGAACACGCCCGGGUUGGAGGAGGCAGCCGCAGCCGCCGCCGCCGCCGCCGACCGCCCCAUCCUGCGGUACCUCGUGCACCUCCACAUCUGCUGCCCGUCCAAGGGGCGCUUCUACCUCUACAAGAGCGUCCGGAUCGUCUUCGCCAACCGCGUCCCCGACGGCAAAGAGAAACUCCGCAACGAGACGACGAACCCGGAGCCGCGGUUCACGCCGUACAAGCCCAUCCGCGUGAUGCACCCGCCCAUGUCGAGCAGCCACAGCGGACCCGCGGCGACGCUCGCGGCAGAAAAGGCGUCUCGGAGGCGGAGUGCCGGGUUCCCCUUGGUUCCGUCUGCGUAUCCCUACGCCGUGGAGGGUGGGUGUACAUCGGACGGGUUCUCGCAGUCGCCGCAGGCCGCGGGGUACGGUCAGCAGCAGUCGUCGCCGUCGCCAUUUAGCUUUGGCGGGAAUACGCAGCCUGUGGAAGCGGUGCCGUUUGCGCUUUCCGUCCCGGGACGGGGGCGCGCUCGUCUGGGGAGCGACGUGAGCGAUACCACGAACACGACGAGCACUACCACACCCGGCAUCCUCUCGCCGCAGUCGGAGCAGGCGAGUAGACCGACGACCAAGGACGGGUGGGGGGACGCGCAGGUUGCGAGGUACGAGAAGCUGAGUAAGGGGGACGUCGGGUACGGCGGCAACGCGUUUGCGCCGUCGUCUGGGCGUGGUGGGAGUCCUGGGGGUGCUGCGGAGGGGCUGCUUUCGCAGCGGUUGCGGUCUUUGGGUGUACAGAACCAGGGA